Molecule: messenger RNA, 11272 nt
Organism: Spirodela intermedia
Lineage: Eukaryota; Viridiplantae; Streptophyta; Magnoliopsida; Alismatales; Araceae
Source: the annotation of a GenBank genome assembly
AUGGAGGCCACGCCUGCAACCUGCUGCUCCCGUCUCUUGGGGGGAGAGGGAUCGGUUGCUGCUUCUGGGCGGCGGCGUGCUCUCUCCCUCUCCACCGCUUGUAGGAAGUUCCGCGAGACUGCAGAUGCCCGGCCUCGCGCUCGGAGAGCAGGAUCAGCGGUCGUCCUCGCGGCCUCCUCGUCUCCUUCCUUCGAUCUCUCCCCUCCACCCAUCGACUACGAUGGAGAUGAUCUCCAGGUACGACUGUUUCUUCUCUCUCUCGCCAUCACUUCAGAUAAUUUCCGUUUAGCGUCUACGAUUCCCUCUAGACUUUAACCGCGGGAGAUGAAAUUCGCCGCGUCAUAUCGCAGUAGUGUUGCGAGAAAUGUGCAGUCAUGUAUCUUUUUCAGGAUAUUUUAUGACCGUAAGAAGGCUCCUGACAUUUUCGGCGCCUGCUCCCCGGUGCGGACUUUGAGUCGUCGACGCCUUCUGUGCCACUCAAUUUCCCCUUUUUAUAGAGAGGCUUAGGCGAAAAUAACAGUGCAGGAGAUGAAAUCUUGGUGUAUCGUUCUGGAACUCUUUGAGAAUUCUCCCAAACGUUGUCAGCAACUAUGUUGUAAAAAAAAGCAAAUAUCUGAAGCAAUUGAUUGCUUUGAAUUGCACAAACCAGUCAAUGGUCCAUAACAUAUGCUAGACAUGCUGUCGUUUAAAAGUACUCACUUUUUGCGAAACUCAUACGAAUGAGUGAAAGCGAAUUUUUUCAAAGGAAGAAACUCCUCUCUCGUCCUUGAAGUCACAUAGCUAGAUGGCUAAUAUGUAUUCUAUAAUUGUAGGGGCUUUAUUUCACCGAUUUAAUCUUUACGUUGAUCUUCAAGCCUUACAGAAUCUUCAAGCUUUAUUUCAAGCCUUAAUUCUAUAUAUCUGAUAAUGGCUUGUAACUUGAGACUGCGUUCCCUAAAGAUUUAAGUUGAUCGUCUUUUCCACAUUUGAUGCGCCAAAAUAGGUGCGACACUCUUUAAAUCUGGUGGUUGAGAAUGGUUGGUAGCUGGUUGGCAGAGGAAGGUGCCAGGUUCUUUGCUUUGACUAAUUGUUGGUUGUCUUUAUAGGUUCAUAAAUUAGUGACGGAGAUAUGGACUCUUAAGUGUAGAGACAAAUUAUGCAGCAUAAUCUAUGGCACUAUUCUCACAAGAUACAAUGUUCAUGUGUAUGUGCAGCGCGAUAGGCCUCUAAUCAGGCCAUAUUAGCAUUGAUAUUUUAUUGAUGGUUGUAUUGAGAUCUAUUAGAAAAACUUUUGAUCAAACCAGCGCCAGAUAGCAAUCUGUUUCUAUUUUGGCGUUGAUAAAUAUAGUUUAUUCUAACAUCGACGUGGAAAUAAUUUUUUUUUCGGAAUAGUAAUUGAUGUUCAUCAAUUCCAUUUUCUUCACUUCAUGAUUAAGAAAAACAUGUUCUUGAACCAGAAACUUCACUUCACUGAUACGUAGUUCACUUUUAACUAGUUUAACGUAGGGUGGAUUUGUCUCAAACUCGAGCACAGUUCAUCGUCACUUCGGUCAAUUGACAAAGGCUUGUAGAGAGUCAAGGAAGGAGACAUAGUCUUAGGGGUGGAAAAGUUUACAGGAUAUCUAAUUUGAGGGACCAUACUCAUUCCUUCUUAUUCAUAAUUAAGUAGACUACAUUCGCCUUUUAUUAGGUCAUUUGGUAUAAAGGCUUAGACUUUUUGUUUGUAUGAUAGGAAUGGAUCCUGUGCAGCAAGCAGUAGAGAAAAGGGGGAUAAUUGACAGUGGAUGGGUCCUUGAUUACGGAUGGUCAAAUAAAUCAGCAUUUUUUACUCUAGGAUAAAAACCUUGUCGCCAAAGAUUGUAGUCAUUCCAAGUUCAGACUUUAGGGCUAGGGAAAAACCUGUUCGACUUAUUGUCUCAUUGCACUCAUUUUAAGGUGACAGAUAUACUGCCUUACAGGUAUAAGAGAGCCACCUCCGCCAGAAAUACUUGAUUGCCACAUUUCUGCAUCCUCAGUGUCAAGUCAAUCUUUUCCCAAAACCCAUAGUCUAAGGACUUGCUUAAAUGUUACCUUCUGUUAUUUUAUUCUCAUUUCUUGAGGUAUUGGUGUACAAAGUGUAGAACCGAAAAUUUUCCGUUCAUUUUUUUGCAGUUUGGUCCGUCACCUUCAGGAGCAGAAGAUUUGCCAGAUACUGCUAUUGGAUCAUUUGCAGAUGACAAUACGGCCCUUAAUGCAGCAUAUGAUGGAGUUGCGGUAUUUUAAAAAUACCUUUAGUAUUAUUCAAAUCUUUGUUUCCCAAUUCAAAUUGAUAGUUUCCUUUCUUUUCAGUUUUGGACAUUCAAAAGUUUAUUGGUGUAAUCCUUGAAUAUCUUUUUCCCUAAAAAAUAAUGUUGAAACCCAGACAGCUACUCGUUGACUUUGGAAAUAUGCGCAUCCUGUGUAAUUUCCCUAGAGUCAAAAAUAUGAAAAAUCAUUCGAGUUUAUGUGCAUUAUAUUGUAUUGAAACUGGUGCUAUCACAUGUUCAUCAUUAUUUUCUCGUUUAUGAGAGUCACUCAAAUUUAAUUCAUCAUCCUGGUCGAGGAAUACCACAUUCUGCUCUACAACAUUGCAGGUAUCUCAUCAUGAGCGUUCGUGGAUGUACAUAGAGAUACAUGUAUUUUUUACCCAGUUGAUUUAGAACUGAUAUCUGUAUUUUAUAGACAUGAGUGUGUAGAGAUGACUUGAUUUACUGGGAAGAUAAAAACGUUGAGUCUUCUGAUUGUUGGUGAUGUAAUGAACGUCAUUGGUCCUGAGUGUUUCUUAUUCUAAAACAUAUACGUCAUUCUGAUAUGAUAUUAAUAACUGGCAUACUUUUCAAUUUAUACUUUUUUCAUGCAUUAUGGAUUGUCUUUAUCAAAUUUUGCUCUCUAUUCAAUAUUUCCUUAUAUGUAUUUACUUUAUUUUUAGUAUACUUUUAAUUGAGGGAAGAAAUGUGGAUAUAUAUAUUAGUAAAUUUGGGAGUUCAAUAUUCAAAAGUCUCAAGUUUUCAAAGAAUCUCCACCCAUGUUGAACAAACCUCGUGACUCUUUGUCCCAACCCAUUGGCAUCGAUCUCUAAGGACAGUGAAUUACUGCUACAUUCUCAAAACUAAUACAGUCAGUAACCUUGGUUUAAUUCGCGCAACAAACUUUUGACAUGAUAUUUAUUUUACCCAUUUUCCAUUUUUCAUUUUCCUUGGUUUUUCUUUCUUAUGUUCUCUUCGUUCUGAAUUCUUCUUCUGUGAAUCUAAUUUUUACUGACCCUCCUUUUGGCUUGCCCAAAGGAGGGUCAGUAAUGGUCUGUUUUUUUGAGUGGAGAGUAUGAAUAAUUUGGUCUGUUUACCCAUUCGUCUCUAGGAUGACUAUCAUGUGCUUAUACCAUUUUUUUAUUCUACCAUAAUUGUUUAUUAAUGACUCCCAAUGGACAAACUCGGGAAAUUUAUUUUUAUUGAAGAGGAUUAUGCUAUGCACAUGGUGUAACCAAAUAUUUGAUGAUAAGGUGAGUAUGGCUUGUUCUUUUGGUGGGAGAAGUGCAUUGCAGUGGGAUUACCCUAUACCGAGCUAUGUUUAAAUAUUUAGUUAAUGUCGAAUCAUUUUCCUUUUCAUUUGGUAAUUUAUUCUUUUAUUUUCUCCUUGUAUCAGUUCUUUUUUUUUGCAUUUUUCCUUUAUUUCAUAUUUUUCUCUGAAGCUAUGAUCUUGAAUAUUUAUUUGGAAAUGAUUUUUGGUGAGCUAAUGAUAAAUAGCUUGGUGGGUUCUAGGCAUGGGGGGCAAUGAAUCAGUACAAGGAUUACCGUUAUCAGAGAAAACCUCCAAUAACGCGACCAAUUUUGCUUUCAGAAGACACUUCCCACGAAAGUACUGAGCCUUGUGGGUCAUGCUGAAUUUUAGUGGCAUCGUCUCACUUUUGUGUCUGAGAAGAAGAAAAUUCCUUUUCGUCAUUCAUUGUUGUAUGUUGUGAGACAUUUGGGGAAUAUAUGAUUGGACUGUACUCAAGUAAGUCGACAUAUUUAGGGUCUCAUAUCUCUGGGUAUGUAUUCCCGAGAAUAGAUACCGGAAAUAUGUGACUACAUAUGUUAAUCCUGGGCAAUAUAUCAUCUACAAAAAUCAUUGUCGGAGCAGUAAACAGACUUUCAACGUAGUAGUUGUUUUCUUACAUCUUCACUUGAAAUGUUCUCAACUUUUUGGUAUUCUUAAUAGGUAACUAGAGAUAAUUAUCUUGUCUUUUUUAUAUUUUAUCAUUUAUUUUUCUUUCUCGAGAUGAUUUUUUAUGCGUAAUCUAAUAAGCCUUAAGUUAGUGAAAAAUAGCAUAUUCAUGAAUCUGCUUGCUUUGCGAAAGCCAGUGCUUUCAACAAUCCAUUUACAAAAUGUGUUCAGUGUUUUUUCCUCUAUUGAUCAAUAGAUUGAUAAAAAUUGCAAUCAAAGUGAGCACUGUUGCAUCUUCCAUCUUUGCAGGUAAUAGACCUAACACAUUUUGGCCGCAUUCGAGGUACAUUUUGCUUCAUUAAACUUGUAGAGAUAUGUUAUGUUUGAUAAUUGAGCUGUAUCAACUUAAAAUCAAUUAGCUGUGUGAAGUAGUUAAAGAUCAACCAUCAUAACCAGCGUAUCUUGUUUAUUUGAGUCUGAGAUUAUAUUAGCACGUAUCCACAUAUGAAAGCCAGGUUUUGGGUUUUUAAUAACUUCAGUAGAAAUGACAUAUAUGUUGGAAGAAACCAUCGUUUUUGGUAUUAUGCUGGAAUUUCGGGGCAUUCAACUGAAAACAAAUUGGGGUUGACCAAAGCACGCCUAUAUAUAACCACAAUUAUUUCUAUUUUUUAUUUUUCCAUGACCAGGACUGUUAUCUUGUUCACUGGAAUAAGUCAUGCAUGUAUCAAGUAGCCUUUGAAAAUUAACGCAUUUUAUUCUGUUUGGACUGGUUUUAAACCAAUACGGCUAAAGAUCCUCAUCAAAACUUAUUUUCACUUCUAAAUUAUAUUAUUAAUAUUUAUAUAUUAAGGUUUGUGCAUCUAAAUGAUUUAGCAAGCAUACCUAGUUAAUAAAGUGCAAGAGAAAGAGUGGACUAAAACAUGAUAAAGUGCAUUGGGAUUUAACUGAUAAGGAAAACAUAAAAAAUGAAGAUGUCAUUUGUUAUAAUGAUAAUGUGUAUUCAAGAAAAUUAGUACAACAGCCUACAAUAGCUUGAUUAAUGAAAAGCAUUCUGUCUUUGAGGGAUCAUUCCUGACAUCAGGAAUAUGGUAAAAUAUUGAGUUUGAAAUUGUGUUAAUAAUUAAUUUUAAAAAUAUUAUCAUCCUUUUUGGGAUCAAUUUUUUUUAAAAGUUGCAUCGUUUUAUCCAUUUUAUAAUUCAUGUAUGCAGAUAAAUAUGGAUAGUAGUCAUGUGUCUUAGUGCAUUACAUUAACCAUUCAAUUCUGUAUUUUUUGAUUUUAUAAAUAUAGAAAUCCUUAAAAUCGUCGGUGAUAUCCACUAUUUUAAUGAAAUUUCUUUAAAAUUAUUUCCAAUCUUACUGGGAAAUUUGAUCAAAAAAAUACAGAGAUUGAUUCAGGAAAGUGGAUAGAUAGAAUCGUUUAUUUGUAAAAUGCCAUAUGACUUCAAGUGACUAUAUUCGUUUUCGCUGCUGUUCAAUACAUUGAAAAUGAAUAAUACCCACUUGUUUGUAUCUUAACAGUCAGACCAUGAAGUAAAAACACGAAAUUGAACGGCACUCCAUAUUAUGUAUCAUAAGAAUCAAUCCAGGUGGAGACUUUUGUUACAAGUGAAUUCAUAUUAUUAAAUUCAAGAGGGAGUUUUUAAAUUUAUAUUUGAUAUUGAUGUAAGAGAGCCCUAAGGUUUUUAGUGAAGACUUCUAACUAAUGAACUUGUGGCUACGUCACAUAUUAACAUUCGAAGGAAUGCACCAAUAGUGGGACGAAGGUAAAGAAUCAGAGCAGCUAAUCAGGGAAUGUAAAUUUACAUAUGUUUAUAUUUAUAUAUGUAUAAAAAUGGAUACUACUCACACUCAUAUAAAAAUAGUGUGUAGUCUUUCAUCGUCAAGAUUGCUGAAUCACUUCCUCAUACAAUACGAAGAGAAAAAGCUACAUUCAACAACCCCACGAUAAAUGAAUCACUUCCUCACACAGAAGCCUCACUCACUCAGCAUGUCACAAGCCCGCAUAAAAGCCUUCUUUUGUAAAGGCGCUUUCCUCUUUAAAAAUAUAUUGAUUUUUCACUCCGAAAUCCAAAGAGUGACAUCUGGAGUAACACGUUAUUGAAUUCCACCAAGACAAUUGGUCUGAUUAACUUGACAGGGUGUUUUAGUUAGUCAGCGCUUAGAACCUGAUGACAACUUCUUGUGUUUUUGGGCCUUUUCAGGUAUAGUGUCUUUUGGAGAGACUAGUUUUUUUAGAAACUCAGUAAUUCUGGUGUUGUCUUUUAUUGGGGUUGAGCAGUAUACUGCUUUGUGAUCGUAUAAAGAUGCUCUGCGUCUAUUAUUUCUUUUGCCCUCUUUUCAUUCAGGUCACCAGGGUUUUCCUUUGAAUUAGUUUCUUUUAGGGCUUUGAAUUGUAAAUAUUAUGGUUAUGUUCAGUUUUUCGUCAAAAUGUUUUUACUCAUCACAACCUAAGUAUUUGUACGUUGGUAAAGAUACUGCUGGAGUGAUAGUGCAACUCCUUUGGAGUGUAUACGGUGAUAUCCAGUGCCCAGAAGGAUUGUGAUAAAUUGAAUCAGUUACGUGCCACCUGGUUUUAAGUUAUUUUUCUCGCAAAGGAAUCCUCCAAUAGGGGUUUUGAAUAAGCAUCAACAAUGAAUAAAUCCGCCCGUAACCUGAUUUUACAAGAUUGCGUAAAAUCACAAUUUCAACUUCGUCAAAAUUUUCCACAGAUUUUCUUUAUGUCUCGCUAUAUUUUGUUUUCCGGUUAUAUUUUUGUCACAUGUAAUUUUUUUUUUCUUAGUCAGUGGAGAAGAUCGAGUUCAGUUUCUUCACAAUCAGAGCACUGCAAACUUCCAAUCCCUGUCUGAAGGGCAGGUGUGUCAAGCCUAAGCCAUCCUUUUAAUUUUUCUGUUACUCUGUUUCCAUUGUCUGGCUUUACUAGUGCUGAUCCACAGAAGCUGCAGGGGUGUGAUACAGUUCUUGUUACUCCAACUGCUCGUACUAUUGAUAUACCUCAUGCUUGGGUUAUGGUAAAGUUUCUUUCCUGGAUUGACCAUUUUUCUGAAGAGAUAUUGGAUCUAGUUGCAUCUAUUUUUCUGAAAGGGAUUGGACACUUGUUGAAUUGAUGGUUUAAAGAUCUAUAGUUCCAUUUGGCGUUGGAUUUACAAUACUUAAUUUUUGUGCAUGCAGAAAAAUGCCAUUAUGUUGCUGGUCUCGCCCACAACCUGCAAAACUAUCGUUGAUAUGCUCUCCAGGUCCGUUUGCAAACCUAUGUCUCUUCUCUUCUUCCUGUUAAUCUUAUAAAAUUUGUCAUUUUUUGUCUUUUGAACCAUUCUUGUUUUCUUUCUUACCUAAUCUUCGCUGUUUCUUUCCCUUUAAUUAUUACUCAAUUUUCAUGAUGUUUGUGACAUCAUGCUCAUAAUCCUUCAUCACAUGUUGUUUUUUAGUUUCUAAAAAUGUUGAGAAUGUUUGUACUGUUAUCUUAAAGAUCUAUUGGGUGAUUUCACUCAAACCAGCUCGACCAAGUUUAAUGACUUAAGUUGAUACCCUGGGGUUCUUAAUAGAAUGUAUUUUUUAAUAUAAACACAAUUUUUUGUCUUUAAAAAGGAUUUUAAGAGUUAAGAAUUUGUAGAAGAUGAGAUUUUAUAAAAAAAAUAACUAAUUGAACUCAAUCCUAGACAUUUGAAGCUUCCAGGUGUAGGCGGACGCACUGGCUAAUCCGGUUAGUUGAAUGGGGAAUAGAAAUGGCUAAGGGCAGCAGAGACAGGAAGAGAAUGAAGAUGUGGAUGAUGGCAGGGGUAGGGAAAAGCAACAGAUAACUUUUUAAACCAUAUUUGAAUAGACCAGUCGUUUCACUGGAGAUUGACUGAUUUUGAGGAAUCUUUAUCCCCGUUUUAAAUUUGUUGAAAUAUAUUCGUAUAUCAGGGCUAAGCAAAGAACAUGACGUGGGCUCUGUGAUUGUUGAAAACUUGUAAACACACCUUGAGCUGUCUCGUUUGUGUGUUAUACUCCAUUCUCCAUAUUUCUUCAUGGUAAUAAGGUAGUACACGAAUUUCUGAGAAAAGACCAGUAUCUAAUGAAUACCUUAUCAAGCUCACUUAGCAUAUUUCUUCAUGGUAAUAAGCUCACUACUGAAGAGAGGAAAAGAGGAAGGUUGUUUGAUCGGAAGCCAUAAGCAUAGACAAGGAGAAUACCUCACUUCAGAUUACUCGAAUAAAGCUUACUGAAGAUAAUUUCUUGAUAUGGUCUAAAGCUACCUAGGAUAUAGGAAGGCAUAGAAAUAUCAACUUUAUGAAUAGGAAGAUCAAAGGUCCAGACGAUGUCAGUCAUCAUAGACUAGUUGAUUGAUGUGCUCGAUAGUCAGCACCAAAGUAUUCUGAAGUGAGGUAAAGCUACCUAGUAUUCUGAAGUGAGUAUUAUAUAUAUCUUUGUCGCCAUUACGACCCUUUUACACUUGGGACACUGAAUGCCAUUAUCCACUAAAAUUUCAUACAUACUUUUAGUUUUUCCGAAAUGUUUAAUUUCAAGUAUAUUGAUGUGCUACAUUUUUUUCUUACCUGUUUCAUGUUUUAGGUACAUAUUCUUUUCUGAUAAGGUGGAAAUCAAUGAUAUCACAGGAAAGACGUGCUUCUUUGCACUUAUGGGGCCUAAAAGUUUCCAAGUUAAGGAUAUUUUAUUGCAUCCUGGAUUUGCUUUUGUGCAUUCCUAAGAAUUUAGUAUGCUCUUGUACUGAUUCUGGUCGAAGUUUUGUGGUUGUUGUGUUCAAGGUGAUGGAAGCUUUGAAACUUCAUGAUAUCAUUGGGAAGCCAUAUGGUACUCAUCAUCAUUACAGGGUAAAUAUCUACCUUUACCCUUUUCCUUUUCACUUGACUCAUCCUGAUUUUCAAUUUCUCCGACUCAGGCCCUAUUUUUCUUUAUUUCCGGCAUUAUGGUAGUUCUUGCGGCUGUUUUCUUCUUCCUCACCUCUAAGGCUGUAAGACAACCUUUCACCAAUCAAUCUUAGGAUAUGAACAACCUUUCCUUCCGACCAUCAAUUUUCUUCUUGCCGCUGGUCAGGCUCCCAUUUGAUAAAUGAAAGGGGGGGGAGCUACCCAAGUUGAAAAAUCGACCAAAAAUAUUAUGUAUGUUGAAACUAUCAAGAUACUAUCAAUCUAAUGUCUGAAUCUCCAUGUCUGGGAUAUUUCAAGUUAGGCAGAUGACAAUUGCAUGCCAAGAGGUGUGGAGCUACUAAGCUUGGUUAACCGAGCAGUUUGGAAAAUUAUGAUCAAAUAAUAAUGAAAUACUAUUAUAAUGAAAACCAUGCUCAGGACGAAGAGAGAGAAAUAAUGAAGAAUGUUGAAAGCCGAAGUUGGAACCAAAAUCUGAAGUGUUUAUAUCUAGUGCUAACAGAAUUUCUUAAUGAAAGGGCGGUAUAAAGGGCUUUAUGAUGCUCAUUUUGUCCAUCUUAAGAACCAAGUUAAUUCUCCAGACAGCGAGAAUAAUAGAUACACCAAUGUCCUGUCAGCAUCUUCAACUAAAUUCUUCGAGGCUCUAGCGGUUGGAAGAUCAAGAAAAUCAGUAGGAUAUAGUUGUGGAAACAGUUGAAGAUACCAAGUAACAGAUUUUAUUUUAUUUUUUCCUGAAAAGGAGAAGUUCGCUGGCAUUUGUAGCAGUUUAUGACCUCUGAAGAAGACAUGUAGACAAGAAGGUUCCAGUUGUACAUGAAUCGGUGUCCUCGUAAAUGUGAGGUUUCUUUUCUGAUAGAUAUAUAGUUUUUCACUUUGCAUUGAAGUUGAUUAGUGUUCCAUUGUCUUUUUUCCUCUGUAAUCAUCUGUUUCCUUCUAUUGUUCUCUUUCUCCCAUUGUUGCUCGGAGAUGUUUUACAUAGCCUCUACACACUAUGAAAAAAAUAAAGGAAAUAUUCUCAUUGAGCUCUAUUGUGCAGACCAUUCCCGGCUCAGUUGAGAUUUAGGAUAUUUUCCUCCGUUAUCCCCCCUCCUUACUCUCUCUCUCUCUCUCUCUCUCUCUCUCUCAUUCUCACUGGUCACUUAUAGCCUCUACCAUCUGCUUUCUACCUUGGGAAGGGGAAACUGGACAGCUAACGAGUACAAUGCAAUGUCAGCUACUCAUGAGGUUUUCUAGACUGUCCUCAGGCUGAAACCUCUUUCUUUCAAGGGUCAAACUUCUUCCUCAUCCCAUUCUGCGGCCUCGCUGCUUCCAUUUCCCAUGAUACAUCUCAUUGGUGGAACUCACUCAUUGCCUCACUCUGCAUGCAGGUGAAUGACAUGCCGGUCACUGUAGGAGUAGGAAGCCUCCUCUCCAAGGAGGGAUUCUCCCUGCUGAUGUCGCCCGAAUCAGCCGAACCCAUUUGGAGAACUCUCCUGCGCCAUGGGGCCGUACCGAUGGGUAACAGCGCCUGGGAAAGACUGAGGAUCCUCAAAGGUCAUAGUCCUACAUCUCAUCAGAAGUAGCUCGCCCAAAAUCCAUUAAUGGAAGAACUCUAUAAAAUAUGAACAUUUUUUUUUAAAAAAAAGAAUAGGAAAAAGGGUCUUAAUGACCUCCUCCGUGGAUUUUUUUCUUUAAAUUUAAAUACUAAGGUGCUCUAUUCUGCGCAGGAAGGCCAGCCCCUGGCAAGGAGCUCACCAAUGACUACAACAUCCUGGAGGCAGGCCUGUGGAUGACCAUCUCCCUAGACAAGGGUCUCCUCUCCUCCCCUUCACCUCUCCCAAGGGAGCUAUAAAAACACUGAUUACUAUUCACAGUCACUUACUACAAGAUACUUACAGGGUGCUAUAAGGGUCAAGAGACGGUCUCCAGACUCAUCACCUAUGACGGGGUGAAGCAAAGCUUGAGGGGGCUCCGCCUGGCGGGGCCAGCUGAGCCCGGCAGCCCCAUUACUGUGGACGGCGAAAAGGUCUGUUCUUCAUCAUUUUUCAAACCCUAAAAUGAUGGCAGCGAAAAGGUCCGUUCUUGCAGUCUGGGAAGUAAUGAGAUCUGUUUGUGAACAGGUGGGUGUGCUGACAAGCUACGCUAUGGGGAGAGACGCCGGGGAGCAUGUGGGGUUAGGGUAUAUCAAGAGGAAGGCUGCUGCUUCAGCAGGGUUGCAGGUCACCGUUGGCGACGUCCAAGGAACCGUCGUUGACGCCCCGUUCCUGUGUUACUCACUGCAGACAUGA